This is a messenger RNA of Brassicogethes aeneus, 1438 nucleotides long. The record is from the annotation of a GenBank genome assembly. NCBI's taxonomy places the organism in Eukaryota, Metazoa, Arthropoda, Insecta, Coleoptera, Nitidulidae.
AUGAAGUUCGCGCUGUGCCUGCUAGCGCUGCUCAACCUGGGUGCUUUGCGGCCCGUGGGGGGCCGGGCGUCCGCCCCCAUCUCCACGGCGGCUUUGGAGGAGCUAGCCUACCCCUUCGACGUAGAGGCGGUGUCUGCGGAAGCCCAGCAGCCCCAAGUGAGGGUACAGAGGCCCGGAGACAACGAGGUUGCCCUUGUUGAGGAGGAUCUGCCCCAAGGCAGGGUGUAUUACAAUGGAAGCCAGCUAUGGAAGGUACUGGUGGACAAGAGGGAGAAUAUCGAGUUGCUGGUCACACUUAGGGAGGACAAAGACAUUAGCAUGUGGGGGGGAAACUCAACCACUGUGGAUGUUUUGGUCAAACCGAAUUCGGUUGAAAAAGUCAGGAAAAUUUUCAAAGACAACAAAGUGGGUUUUGAUAUUGUUAUCGAAGAUUUGCAAAAGGUGAUCGAUGAAGAAAACCCGGCUGUUAUAGAACUCGAUGACAGAAGAGGACAUCGCCUCACCUGGCAAGCCUAUCACAGACUGACCGAUAUCCACGGAUACCUGGAUUAUUUGGCCGAAACGUAUCCGGAUUUGUGCAGUGUGCAAACCAUAGGGCAAUCAGUGUUGGGCAAGGACAUCAAAGUUUUGAAGGUGUCCAAUGGAAAACCCGGCAACAAGGCGAUGUGGGUUGAUGGAGGUAUUCACGCCAGAGAAUGGAUUUCCCCCUCCACCGUUACCUACAUUAUCAACCAAUUCGUUACCAACAUCGAGUCUGAACCUGCAUCUAUACAAAACAUGGAUUGGUACUUUGCGCCAGUUUUAAAUCCAGAUGGUUAUGAGUACAGUCACACCGUGGACAGGCUGUGGAGGAAAAACAGAGCUAGGGGGGUUGGGCAAUGUUCUGGAACCGAUCUCAACAGAAACUUUGGAUAUCGCUGGGGAGGCAAAGGAUCCUCCAAGAACCCCUGUACCGAAACCUAUGGAGGCAGCGGACCAUUUUCGGAACCGGAAACGGCCUCGGUGGAGAGGUUCAUCAGAAGCAUUCAAAACUGGAAAGCGUACAUCUCGUUCCAUUCGUACGGACAAUACAUUCUGUACCCGUGGGGUUACGACAGGGUCGUACCCCCAGAUUACAAGGAUUUGGAGGCAGUGGCCAGAAGAGCUGCUCAGGCCAUACGCACAGCGGGGGGACCUUCGUACACCAUCGGGCCGGCCGGGGGGACCCUGUACCCGGCUUCCGGGGGGUCGGACGACUGGGCCAAAGGCGUCAUGAAGAUGAAAUACGCGUACACGAUCGAACUAAGAGACAGCGGAAGGUUCGGUUUCGUGCUUCCCGCCAAUUACAUUCAACCCACCGCGAGAGAGGCCCUAGCCGCGCUCAAGGUCAUCGCCGAAGCCGCCUACCUUGCCUAAAUCAUUUUUUGUCGGUAUCGACCGAUGUACUUUUAGUUAGCGA